AUGCCUCAGUCACCAAAGCAUAAUUUGCUGAAUCCAUCGAGCCCACCGCUUCCUCCACCGCCUCUCUCACCGGAAUAUAUCUAUUAUCUUCUGCUUACUAUGGAAAAGAAAGAGAUCUCAUUUGGUCCCUUCACCUCGUCCCCAAGCGGCCAAGCAAAGGCCACUGAACAACUUCGAGAAGCGGUCAAGGCCAAAAACAACCCAUAUGCACUAUCCAAACUCGACGAAAAGAUCGAAUCUGCAGGCCAUCCCUUUCUGAUAGACUGUUUAUUUGGCGAGGUUGAGGAAGUGCCAGUUGCAGAUGUUCGCACAUCAUGUAGCAACGUUGAAGAGUACCUCGCAAAGAGAUGUAUAUACACAACUAUUUAUGAAAAGAACCCAGUAGUAGCAACAUUGAUCAACCAGCUUGACGAGGGUACGACACAGACUAUAUAUCUUGUGCGGUCGACCAGCACCAACGAGACAAAAGACGACUUGGAAUUUGGGCGCCCAUGCUCUUUCAUUGAUUUGAACAAGGCGAAGGAUUACCUGAUAAAUGUGCUUUCGGGUGUCCAAGGAUCCGGCAGUUUCAUACUCAAAUAUGGGGAUAUGGUUCCCGGAUGGUGCCUGAUUAUUCCAGCAUCUAUUCGGGAACUCAGGACUGGACAUAUCACGAUGUUCCAGGCGACUUUGGAGGAGAGGAAGAGGGUGCCUUUCUCCGAAACAGACACAACUUCCUGA
Molecule: messenger RNA, 720 nt
Organism: Plenodomus lingam JN3
Lineage: Eukaryota; Fungi; Ascomycota; Dothideomycetes; Pleosporales; Leptosphaeriaceae
Source: RefSeq, a predicted model, not a curated record